AUGCAGACUCCAACCACCAACUCUCCAGAUGUCAAGCUAGUGCCGCGUCGCACCUUGGAGGGCCACUCUGGUUGGGUCUGGGAUGUGGCCCUCUCGCCGGAUGGCACGAUGGCGGCGUCGGCCUCGAAUGACACCACGGUCCGAGUCUGGGGCACGACGGCGACGGGCUCAUUACAUCGAAUCUUCAAAAACCAUUCUGGUCCGGUCAGGGCUGUCUCCUUCUCACCGGACAGCCAGCGGGUGGCGUCUGCCUCCGAUGACAUGAUCGUGCGAGUCUGGGAAAUCGGCACGGGGGUUGUAUCCCGUUCAUUUCAAGGGCACUCGGGCUGUGUGAGGUCGGCAGCGUUCUCGCCAGAUGGGAAGUUGAUAGCAUCGGCGUCGGACGAUAAAACGAUCCGUCUUUGGGAUCUCGGAUCUGGCAACACCUUAAGAGUCUUCCGUGGCCACACGGGUUGGGUGCGGACGGUCAAGUUUUCACCAGAUGGGAACCUGCUGGCAUCGGCCUCGGACGAUUGCACGGCCCGCAUCUGGGAUGUGCAUACAGGUACCGCCCGCGCCGUACUUGAAGGUCACACUGACUACGUGCGGGCCGUGAAUUUCUCCCCAGACGGCACGAUGGUAGCCACUGGGUCAAAAGAUCGAACAGCGCGGCUGUGGCGAGCGGGUACUCUAUCCACGGUCCUUGAGGGACAUUCAAGCUGGGUGAAAGACGUGAUCUUCUCUCCAGACAGCAAAAUGGUCGUCUCCGCGUCGGACGACUCCACUAUAAGACUUUGGGAUACCAGCACAGGCACAACCUGCACCAAGCUGGGGCCAGUCCAGGGUUGGGAAAGAGGGAUGGCCUUUGCGCGGGACGGGAAGCUAGUGGUGUCUACAGCUGAUGAUAUGACAGUCAGGAUCCUGGAGACUGACGAGAACCUAUGGUCUUUGAAAUAG
This is a messenger RNA of Penicillium daleae, 936 nucleotides long. Its product is annotated as WD40 repeat domain-containing protein. Bases 1 to 936 code for a protein of 311 amino acids. Gene Ontology annotation, molecular function: protein binding. The transcript has a single exon. The record is from RefSeq and is a predicted model, not a curated record. Lineage: Eukaryota; Fungi; Ascomycota; Eurotiomycetes; Eurotiales; Aspergillaceae.